Molecule: messenger RNA, 2442 nt
Organism: Cavenderia fasciculata
Lineage: Eukaryota; Evosea; Eumycetozoa; Acytosteliales; Cavenderiaceae
Exons: 7
Coding region: 1-2442 (813 amino acids)
Molecular function (GO): RNA binding; tRNA-guanosine(34) queuine transglycosylase activity
Source: RefSeq, a predicted model, not a curated record
AUGCAAACUACUACAACAACAACAGACUAUUUAAGACAGUUUAACAAAGAGGCUCCAUCUCAAUUAUAUCCAUUUCACAUUGGAAGCAAUUCUUUGUCACAUCAUUCAUAUAUUACACCAUCGUCAUCAUCAUUCAACAACAACAAUGACCUCAACAUCGAUGCCAAAGACCGUCAAAUUUGUGAUCAAUCAAACCUGAUCCAAAAGCUCAAAAGUAUCAUUUACAACUCUGCCGAUGAUCUAUUAAUUAAUCAAAUGAAUAUUGCUUUUUCAGAAAGUACUUAUUAUAAGCUUACUGCUCCUCCAGAAAUUCCAAGUUUAUCAUUCCAUGGAUUAGGAGAAUCAGCAUUCCCACCAGUGAUUGGUGGUCAAUUUGGAAGAGCUGGAUCACCAAGAAAGGAAACAUCACAACCACCACUUACUCCAGCCUCUAUCACUUCAAAUAUUCCACAACAACAACAACAACCAACACAACACAAAUCACCAAGAAAACUCAAUAGUUCAUCAUCAUCCAACAAUAUUACCAAUGGUAUUGGUGGAAUUAGCGGAUCACUCCCCCCACUUACCAGUGUAGCAUCAUCAUCAUCCAACUCGGCAGCCCUCAACAAUCUUGCCAACUCGUUUGGUAGUUUGACCGGUGGAGGUUCAAAGAUUAAGAAAUCACCCUCUAUGCCAACCAUCACAAAGAACAACAACAACAACAACAAUAACAAUAGCAUCAAUAGUCUCAGCAAUAAUCAACCAUCACAUAGUUUCGAUAGAACCAAUAAGCCACCCCUCACCAAAUCUAGUAGUAAUACAAAUAUCUCUGGUCUCCACAAAGGUGAUGUGUCGCCACCCAAGGGCAAGAGCAACAGCAACAACAACUUGGUCGACCAACAACAAAUGCCACGCAAGCAGAUGACCAAGUCUGUGAGUAUGGGUGCCAUUGUCAACCAACAAGAUUUGCCCAUCAAAUGCACUUCGCUCGAGGAGAUCACCGGCCAAAUCUACCAUCUCACCAAGUACCAAGCCGGCUGCAGAUUCCUCCAAAAGAAGCUCGAAGAAAACCCCGACAGCGAACAUGUAACACUUAUCUUUAACGAGGUCUUUGAGCAUAUCCAGUCGUGUCUGUUGGACCCAUACGGACAGUACCUCAUCCCACAGUUGAUGAAGUAUUGCAGCUCGGCUCAACGUAGAAUGAUUGUCGACCGUAUCGCACCAAUGGUCGAGACGUUUGCGUGCCACAUUUACGGUAUCCACGAAGAAGUUGAAGUGAUGGAGAGUGUAACAUUAUCAUUGAAUGAUAUUAAACAAGAUGAAAAGAGUAGAUCUACAACAUUGACUAUUACAGACUCUGUCAACAAUACUAAGAAAGAGAUCCAAACACCUGCAUUCAUUCUAUACACAAAACAAGGUAGUCCUGAUAACCUUACAAAGGAUCUAUUAAACUCUUUACCUUAUUGGAAUGUUCGUACUAUGCAAUUGUUAUUACAAGACAUUGUACAAUUCAAAGAUACAUUACAAAAGUAUGGUAAAGGAGCACAUUCAUUCCUUAGUUUACAAGAACAUAUUCUAUAUUUGGCAGUUAGAGAUUCAAAUACAUAUCAAGAGAAUACUUUUAAUGAUCAAUCUUUUAAUGUAUUGGCUAGAAAGGGUAAUGUUAGAUGCCCAACUGAAGACUUUAUAAAGACUGUUCUUGCUGCUAAACCAGACUUUGUUACCUCACUAUCAUUUGAUAACUAUUGGAGUACUUCUCAAAAGAAAUUAAGAAAGCAAUUGGAUUAUUCUACAAAACAAUUGGAUACUUUAUUAUCUAAUCAAUCUGUUAAUAAGAGUACAGUAUUUGCAAAUAUUAUUGGUGGAAAGAAUGAAGAAUUAUUAUUAAAAUAUAACAAAGAUAUUGCUACAACAAAGAGUGUUGGAGGAUACACUUUGGCAAACUAUGGUACCAAUGAAACCAUUGAAGAGAGAACACAACAAAUUCCAAAGUUGGUGGAAUUAUUACCAUCGGAUAAACCAAUUUUAAUCACCGGUAUUGGUGCACCAGAACAAGUAUUAUCACUCAUUGAAAUGGGUAUUGAUUUAUUUAGUACAAAUUAUCCAAAUACAUUGACAGAGUUUGGACAUGCUCUAACUUUUACCUAUAAAUAUGAUGAUUUAAAGAAUGUUGAUGAUAGUUCCAAAUUAAAGGGAUCUAGUAAAAUGAAUCUUUGGGAUGUUAAAUAUGUCAUCGAUGCUACGCCCAUCUAUGAUCAAUGUCCAUGUUUUACUUGUAAAAAUCAUACUCGUGCCUAUAUACAUCAUCUACUCAAUACUCAUGAAAUGACUGCUCAAGUAUUACUAACAAUUCACAAUGUUUCACAUUACACUGGAUUCUUUGUUGAAAUUCAAAAUAGCAUUAAAAAUUCUUCAUUUAAAGAAUACAAGGAUAGAUUUAUCCUUGAAAGAUCAAAAGAAUAA